Messenger RNA from Pelobates cultripes (western spadefoot toad), 255 nucleotides. Lineage: Eukaryota; Metazoa; Chordata; Amphibia; Anura; Pelobatidae. The record is from the annotation of a GenBank genome assembly.
AUGCUGCAGUUUAGAAAAUCCUUGGCUUCUAUCACAACGUCGCUGCGGACUCACAAUGUCGCUGUGGGCUCAAGAGGAUACAGAUGGGGAUAUCUGGCUAAACUCUUGGUUCAGCAUCAAGAUGUUACCCAUCAGAUCACAUCAAUAGAAGAUGGAACCCGCAAUCUGCAGACCUGGGGUAUCCCGAUGCCAAAACCGCAGAGACAAGACCGUCCCAAAGUUCCAAGGCUGACACAAAAAUUGACUCAUACAUAG